This is a messenger RNA of Hemicordylus capensis (graceful crag lizard), 1896 nucleotides long. RefSeq lists its product as uncharacterized. Bases 596 to 1321 code for a protein of 241 amino acids. The record is from RefSeq and is a predicted model, not a curated record. Lineage: Eukaryota; Metazoa; Chordata; Lepidosauria; Squamata; Cordylidae. The transcript has 4 exons.
UUACCUUUAACUGACUUCCCUUCUUCCUGACUAGACAGGAAGCAUCCUCAUUUUACCACUGUCGUUGGUUGGCUCUGUGUGAGAGUUGCUGUAAAAGUGGAAGCUUGGUGUGUGGAUAGAACAGAAGGUGAGAAUGAAAAACAGCAAAAGGGGCAGACCAGGGAGAUAUGAGAAGAGAAGGAUAGGAGCAGACAUCUGAUGCUGCAGAGAGGACAACAGGAGCAUGAUGCCAUAAAGGGCAUAAAAGUUAGACAUGGGCGGAACUACCAUUAGGCAAGGGGAGACAGUUGUCUGGGGCCCCCACUGCCUUGGGCCCCCCCCGAGACACCUCACAUGACUCCCCAUUGCCCCCUGCCCAGCCCCAAGGCCCCUCAGCCACUUGCCCUGUUUGCCCUCUCUCCUGCUUGUCCUCCUGGCCGGCAAUCGAAGCAGCAGACAAGCUGCUAGAAUCUCAUUACUCGAAAUACGGAUCAUCUGCUCCGCAGACAGAACUUGAGUAUUGCUGUGAGGAAAAAUUUCACAGCCUUUCUCCUUUUUUUAUUUUAAUAGUUUUUACUUUGGGAUUUCCUCUGUUGAGGUCUCUCUUAUUCGCAAUAUGGAGCCUGAUUAUAUGGGGGAUAUGUUGAAGGGUUCCCUUCCGGAGGGCCCCUUCACAGAAGCCGCAAUUGUUCCCUCGGUGGCAGGGACAGCGAGCUUGGGCCUAAUGGCCAUUGAAAAAGGAGAGGAGACUACUGUGAGCCAGGAGGCUUCUAAUCUGCCCGCCCCGCUGCCCAAGAAAUCGAAAAAGAAAACUAAACACCUAAAGGAAAAGGGCAUUGUCAAAAAGAAAAAGCAUAUACGAUCCCCUGGCAGCACGCCACUGAGCGAUAGACUGCAGUUGAAGGCAGUUCGGGCGCAGCAACCUUCUGCUUUCCCGCCCGAUUUAACUGCCAAAGGCGCGGUGGCCAUUUUAGCUCUCCUCUCCAAGUCUAGCCCUACCGUUCUUUUUAAGAGCAAUGGGGAACCUGGGCGCAUGAUGCCGAUCUCUGAACCCUUCCAGGGUUCUGUGUCUAUUAAUGACCCCCCAUGGGGUUCGCUUAGCGCGCCAGCGGCGGUCUCUGUGCUCGACCCUCCUCAGGGUCCUAUUAGCGUGACAACUUCAUGUACCGCCCUCGACCCUCCUCAGGUUCUGUUUAGCGCGCCGACGCCACUCACGGUCCUCGACCCUCCUCAGGGUCUGUCUGCUGCUGCUGCUAUGUCUAACGCUGCAGGUGUCAGUUUGUCUAAUAUGCCUCCACUCCCUGGCGGCGAACAGCUGUCCCUGGAUAGCCUGCCCAAGUGAGAUAAAUAUCUUGUUUCAUGAGAUCCUCUGGGGGACUAAGACCAAUGUGGAGAAGUGUCCAUUUACACAAAAGUUAUUCCAGCAGAGUUCAAUGGAAUUUACGUCUUUAAGCCUGGGGGAAAAGGUACAUCUUGAGGGUCUUCCUAAAAGGAAACAAAAAAGGAGCCUCUUAUUUCAGCAGGGAGCGUGUUCCAGAGCCUCAGGGCAGCCACAGAGAAGGCCGGUCCCAAGAUGCCAGCAAACUGAAGACAUCCAUCAUUUCAACACAUCCAUGCUGAAGUAGGAUAAAGGCAAGCAGUGUGAAAUAAAUUUAGAGGAAAAUUAGAGGAAAUUUUAUAUAUUGAGUGAUCUCAAUUUUGAUUAGUUUGAAUGUGAAACCACUUUUCCAAAAUGACGACUUCUACUAACACCUUGGAAUAUGUAUAAGAAAUGUUGGUUUUGUGAGACAACGAAGGCAAAUUUAGUAAAUAUGUGGAAGGUGAGUAAAAGAGACACUUUUCAGGAAAUGUAAUUAAGACCAUAGAGGAAAUGGUAACUAUUAAAUCAGAAUGUAAAAUACUGACAUGCCUUCUAAA